AUGCUCGACCCCGUCUUUCUCGUCACUUCCAUUCUCAUCGUCGUAGCGACCCUCCUACUCCUCUUCUUCUGGAACCGCCUCGUCGGCUUCCUCCUCAGCCUCGUCCUCCGCGUCGCCUACUGGAACGAGGGCGGCGCCAGUAUAUGGAUCGAACUAGGCUCUUUGCACCUGUCCUUGCGCGCGGGCAGGCUGCUCUUCAAGGACGUGCGCUACCACUCGAGCAGCCAGACGAUCAAGAUCGUCAAGGGGCAGAUCAGCUGGCGCUACUGGAUCCGCGCCCCCACGCUCGCCGAAGACCUGCACGCCCACGCGGGCGGCGAAGCCGCCGACGGUAUGUCCCCCUGCCGCAUACACGCGUCCGUCGAGGGGCUCGAGUGGUUCAUCUACAACCGCAGCGCGGCGUACGACGCCAUCGUGGAGCAGAUCGCGAAGGAGCCGCGGCCGCGCCGCUCGCGCAGUCACAGCGCGGGCUCGCAGGGCAGGCCGUUCCACCCGUCCUUCGCCGGCACCGAAACGGACCCGCUGUACCCGCCGCUCGCGCGCACGCAGACGAUCCCGCUCAAGCUCAAGACCCCGCGGUUCGUGCGCCGCGCGCUCGCACGCCUCCGCAGGCAGCUGCCGAACCUCGACCCCAAGUCGCUCCUGCCCGUCAGCUUCGAGGGCACCAAGGGUGCGAUCCUCUGCGGGAACGCGUCGACCCCGUCUGUCCUCGUGGCCGAGUUCCAGCGCGCCGAGGGCAUCUUUGGUAUCGUGCCCGCGAGGUCGGAGCACGAUUUGUACAAGCAGAUUCUGAACAUCAGGGCCGAGAAGGCGUCCAUCAGGUUUGCGGAGAACGAUAGGUAUAAGAGCCCGAUGGUCGCGACGGGCGCGAGCCUGCGCGACGAGAUCGCCAAGACGCAGCCGCUCCCCCAUCGCCUCUCCGAGCGUCUGUCCUUCUCCGCGUUUGCGAAGCUGUGGCGCCACGCGAAGCUCAAGGCUUUCGUAUACGCGACCGUCGACGCGCCCAAGUCGCGGGGCGCCGGGACCGCCAUCAACGCGGGGAGCUUCCGCACGCGGCGGAAGCUCGCGGCGCCCAAGGCGAGCGACGCCGGCGACGUGUCGGCACACGCGGACGGGGACGUGCAGUACGCCAUCCAGCGCCAGAUCUGCGAGGCGCCGGUGCUCGAGCUGUCGUACUACGCCGACGCGGUGGGCUUGGUGCCGGCGGACGGCGGCGGGCGCGCGGCGGCGCCUGAGGGCUGCGACGUCGGCAACGGCGGUACGCCGCCUGAGUGGGGGCUCGACCUCGUCGUGAACGGUGGGUUCCUGCGGUACGGGCCGUGGGCGGAUCGGCAGCGGGCGGAGCUGCAGCGGGCGUUCUUUCCGGCGGCGUAUCAGGACGCGAAGCAGGCAGUUUUUUUGAAGGCCGGGGAGAAUAGGGUGUGGACGACGUUGCGGGUGUUCGUCGAGCUGCGCGGCGGGACGACGCUGUACAUCCCGUUCCGGGAGGCGUCCAAGAACUGGCAAUGGGACGGUAAGGUCAAGUGCGCGAGGCCGAAGGAGCGCGAGGCCGCGUACAUCAACGUCAAGGCAGGGGACGACUCGACGAUCAGCUAUUUGAUGCCGAUGGUCGCGGGGCCCGAGGGGUACGACCCGCUGCUGGAGGUCCACCUGGACACGGUGGUCGUCUCGACCAGCCUGAACGAUAUCCGGCUGUUGCGGGCGGAGUCGUGCCGCGUGCAGGGGAACAUGCAUUCUCCGCUCAAGUGGAAUGCGGAUCGGCAGUGGAGGUUCGGGGUGUCGCUGCGCCAGCCUGUGCUGUACCUGCUCCGGGACCACAUCAACAUGCUGACGGACCUGAGCAAGGAUUGGACGUCGGGCCCUCCGAGCAACUAUUUUACUUGGGUCCCGAUGCGGUACGCCGUGGACCUUGACCUGCGGAACUACGAGAUCAACACGUACGUCAACGAUCAGAACAUCAUCGACAAGCCGCUCAUCAGGGACGAGAACGCGCUGCUGACCCUCCGCGGGUCUGUGCUGCGGAACGAGAACCUCAUACCCGCGGACAGGUUCCGCCCGCCGUUCACGACGAUCGCGUUCACGAUCGACGCGCCGGACGUCGACGUCAGCCUCACGCUGCCGCGCUGGAACACGCACAGGGUGCACGCGACGGAGCCCAUCACGAAGCUGGGCCGCAUCGGCCUGCUGCGCGUCGGGGCGUCGUACCACUACUUCGCGGACGUGCGGCCGGACAACGUCGAGCAGCUGAGGCUGGACUUUACCGCGAAGGACGUCGUGUUCAAGUGCUUGGGGUGGUCGAUACGCCAUUUUAUGAUCCUGAGGGACAACUACUUUGGGUCGUUCACGCACUUUUCGACGUUGAACGAGUAUUUGGAGAAGCGGCGGUCGGGGAUCGCGGUUGGGGAUCCCAUCGACUUGAAGUACCGUCCGGGCAAGUCGAAUAUGCUGCAGGUGGAGCUGCAGCUCAGCGUCGACAACUUCCUCAUCGUUCUGCCCGCCGGUAUCCCGGGCUACGAGACGUACAACCCCCUGCCCGGCCAGGACCCGAGAGACGUUUGCCUCGGCGCCUGCGCGAUGGUCUCCGUGCCGGACCUCCAGCUGCAGCUCAGGACGCACGAUUAUUACAUGGAGAUGGCGUUGAACGUCGGUACGGUGUUCGGGAGCGUUCGCACGGACUGUACGGAGCGGAGGUUGUUUGAGCAGCCAUGGGCUCGUCUCGCCAAGGAGGCGUUCAUCGUCGACGGGCUCGACAUCGUCGCCAAUAGGCUGUUUGGGCCUCAGCCGCGCACGUCGACGUAUGUGUGUGUCUGGGAGAUCAACAUCGGGGAUAUACGGGGCAUGCUCUCCGUGCAGGAGGUUAAGAUCCUGCAGGCUGUCUUUGACGCUUUCGGGAUCAACUACAGCGACGUGAUCAACUCCCCUGCCGCCGAGUAUGCCGUGCCCGUGGACCCCGAUGUCACGUUCUUGAAGCUGACGCUAGAGAGCGUGGACCUCGUCGUCAGCACUGGCGACGCCGCUGUCGAGGCGAGCGUCCCGAAGGGGCUCUGCCUGGAGCGGAACGACCUCGCGGGGAACCAUUACCGGAAGGUCACGAGCGUGCGCGUGCCCGAGGCGCAGGUGCGGUGCUUGCACAGGUACGUCCCGCGAGAGCGGUGGAUGGAGGUCGCGGCGGUGUCGCUGGACGCGAGCGCGGACGUUUAUUCGUGUCCGCCGGGGUGGCGGGAGUCGGCGCAGGCGCAGCGGGCGUUUGUGGCGGAGCAGGACGUGUUGACGGGACGCACCGAGUUGUUGUAUCCUAUCCAGGCAAGGCAAGGCCGGCGGCCGCGUCACGCAGGCCACAGCGUCUACACGGGCGCGCUGCAGCUGCCUCGUCCGAAGCGGGUUGCGAGGCCGGAUGGCUACUCGAAGGGCAAGCCGCCACUGCCGGAUUCUGCGAGCCAGCACCCGUCGGAUCUCACGAAGCCGACGCCGUUCUCGCAUCGGCAGUUCACGUCGGAUUCGGAGGGCGAGGACACGUACACGGAGACGGAUCGGGAUCUGCGCCUUGCGCACACGCGCCCGUCCUCGCUCAUGCCCACGGUGCAUACGGAUGACGAGAGCAUGUCCGGUGCCGACGAAUCGGACGAUGCGGAUUUGACCAUGGACAGUCGGUCAGAGAGCGACGAGUCGGACGAUUGCGGUACGUUUUCGGCGUCGAUGCUUUUCGCGAAUAGGCUCACCGAUGCGCCUGAAGACGAAGAGGGGGCGAGAAAUUCUGAACUGAGGAAGUAUGUGAGGUUGACGCGGCAUUAUGCUCUUCAGGCCAGGGGACCCUCGGCCUGGGCUGAUUCUCCUUUUACGCUGAUCAAGGUAAGUCGGCGAAUGGAACGGAUCGUGCCAGAGCUUAUUCCUGAAGAGACCAGUACGGAGCGCUUCGUUCAAUGGCAGGCUGACACGGAUACCCCCGAAAAGUGCGACACGACUAUCGUUCGACUGGUAUCUCGCUCGUUGGACGUAUGGCUUACGCCCUUGGUUCCUGGGGUGGCGCUGCAAUUUUUGGAGGAAAAUUCACGACACUUCAAGAGCCCCGAACUCCGCAUGGACUCGAUAAUGGCGGACCAUAUACGCGCGCUCGCUUCCGGUCCAACGUCAGUGCUGAGGACGCAAGAGAAAACGGUCAUCGACGCGGAGCUAUCCAGGACCCACAUACGCGUUCUGCAGGUGACGCCCGUGUUCGAAGCGGAGGUCGAUAUCGCGCGAACUGUCGACGAUGUUCGUCCGCCAAUCAGCCAGGAGUUGACUGUCGUAGAUGUAACGGUCGCUCGAUGGACGCUGCAAGGUCAGAAAAUCCAAAACGACAAGCGGUCGGAAACUUCCAUGAAAACAGCCAUUGGAUACAUUAGUAUGACUCUCGGCGUUGGCGACCAAACGACCCUCAGAAGAGGUAUACUCGAACAGAUGCUCCGCCCCGUCUGCAGCCUAUCUUUGACUAACCUGGAAGCUAUCUACACACCGAAAAGUGCUGGUUGUUCGUGGCGUGACCUUGUGUCGACCAUGGAGCACACCGGUCCUCAACGUAUUCUGAGAAGUCUCUUGCCUUAUCGAGGGCCCGUAUUUGAAGUUCUGGAGACACACAAGCGACUGAAGGGUCUGCACCUACAUGAGGCUCAGCUACGUGUUUAUCAAGUACUCAAGUGGUCCAGCGAUCGCUCAGUCGUUGACCCCUUGUCAACGAUCCAGCCUCUGUACCUCAUUCAAUCUGGUCUCCCACACGAACUUCGGGUAGAGCCAACGUUCAAGGUUCUCUUUUACUUGCGAAACGCCCUUAGAUUUUUGGAGCUUGUCGAGCGUGAGGCGAUCCGCGAUCUGCGCCCCGACCAUCACGUCCCCGUGGCUUUGAGCGAAGUGGUCGAGCUUCUGCACGGCCAGCUGACGAGUCUGGCCGCCGAUGCAGAUGGCGACGGAUCAGGAAUCUCUUCUCUGAAAAUGUUCGUCAGGUUGUUCCCGACAGAGGUGACCCGUGACACUCCUCCGGCUAGCAGUCUAACGCUUGAGGUCGUUCAUGUGGCGUUCCAGUCCAUCAAAUUCUCCCUUCUAGAUCCUUCUCAGGCGCCCCCUUGCGAUGCGACAAUCGGUCCAUUGGAGUUCGUCGCCAGCUUGCGCAAGGCUGCACUUUUGCCGCCAAGUCCACACAAACCUACUCGAGACCCAGCUCCAAGUCGAGAUAAACCGCGAGUCAAAUUGAACCACCUGAUGGCUUCGUUGACGCUGGGCAACGUUGAAGUGUUCGUUCUUCCCCAUAUUCUGCACUUCGCCCAGCGUAUGAUCCGCAUACGGAAAUACAUCGACGACCACGGUUUGUAUAAAAAGUCUCAGGUAGCGCCGACGCCGAGUUCCAAACCUGCGCGCAAUUGUCAAGACGUUGUGUAUAGUGAUAUAUCCGUAUCUUUCAAGCGCUUCAGACUACAGGUCGCAGCGGAGAACCUCAUCGUUGUCCUCGGGUCGUCAGGCCUGACCAUCUUUUCCUCUGCCUAUCUUCGCAAGGCCCAAGGGCGCUGGGAUAUCUCGGCGAACUCAUCUCUUUUCCUGGAUUCUGCUUCCAUCAAAGCGCGAUCUUCGCCUGAGGGGCAAAAUCCGACUGCUCGGGAUGCUCUAGCCUCUGCUGUAGUGAAUGGGGUAAAGGUGAAUGCCGUGGGCCGUCAAGAGCCUUUUUUGAGCUCGACGAUACGGGCAACCCUCUCGGUGCACGAUGUUCGUUUAUCAGUGCCUCGAAGCGCCAUCCGUUUGAUCCGAUUUGUUGAGGAGUGGCGAGCGGACUACUUGCCCGGGAUCGAAUCCAUGGUCCAUGCAUUAUUGUUGGAGGCGCGGAAGAAGCCCAAGGCUGCACGUACUACACGCACCACUCCCAGAAAGCUCCCUACGAUUCAAUUUCAGGCUUCCCUUGCCACAUUGGGCGUUUCGUUGCACAUCAUGCCUGGGACUUGGCUAUCUUGGGAGAUCUUCAAUAUCGUGACGUACCUCCGGUUCACUCUCACCAGCACUCGCAAAUUGUCCCGCUUUUUCGGCUUGCGAUUGGCAUCUCAGCGCAUCAGCAUAUCUUCCGUACAGAGUGCGGAGACCGAGCCACCUACCGAGCGUGUCAAACUAGACCUUCCUUGGUUAGCAGUCACAGGCCAGUUUGAAGAAGACGGUGUUCACGCAGUGGCGUCUGUGGGACUAUUCCACGUAACGGUGAAGCCUUCAUAUUGGGACACCCUCCUAUCCGUGCAGCAGAAGUUUGGACAGGAUUUCAACGAUCUAAUUUUGAUCAUCGGAGAUGCGCGCCGCAAGCGACCCACGUCGCCGUUGGCGAAGGACUCGCAGCCAUCCGUGUCGAUGAUUCAUACGAUUUCUCUCAAGAUGAAAGGGUUCCGUCUGGGCCUGGAAGGGCAUUCUUCUACAGCUUUUCUUGAGUGCCAGGACAUAAGCGGGGGCAUGAGUGGCGAUGAUGGAAGACUGUGGCACUUCACUGUGACCGGUUUGGCCCUAUCGUUGGCGUCUCGCCUGGACAAUUAUGCCGAGCAUUCAACUUUCACCAGAACCCAUCGCUCAGCAUUCGUGAUCAUUGAUUUCAAGGUUCGAGUGGGCCACAUGCAAGGCAAUGAAAAGGCUUUCGAAAUUGUAGUUUCGAAGAUUCAUGCCGUUAUGCAACCCAGUUCCAUUGGCGAGAUCGGUGAUUUCAUGGAUCACCUACAGGCCGAAGUGCUCCUUAGACAGGAAGAGCGUGCCCGUGAGCUAGCUGACUUCAAGGAGAAAACGAGAAGUAUCAUGAGGACCUUUGAGGUCAAGGCGGAGACAAGCUCAGAUGGUCCCUCAUCUUGGAUCUCGGAUUAUGCCAUGACGCUGAUUGUUAAGAACAUCGGGGCAGCAUUUCCUCUUGCACUCGAGCAGGGACUCGAAUUGCCGCAACGGCGCACAACUGAUCAUGCUGCGGUCCGCGCGUUCUUGUUUUCCAUCAGAUCUUUAGCCUUUGGGGCCGAACGAAGUGGCAAGGGUCAAGCUACAAUGAAUGGCUUUUCCUUCCAAUUCGUCGACCAGUUCCGGCAAUCGAUUCCUGGGGAUUUCUCUGGGCAGAGCCAUGAAACCCGCAAUCGCCUGAUCUAUCCUGAGAUGACUGCACAUAUACGCACCGAACGCUCCAUGAAUUCACGUCGCAUCCGCAUUGGGGCUAAUGUUAGCGGCUUCAUCCUCGACCUGGAUUCAACCAUUUCCGAUAACAUCUUCUCGCUCGUUGAUGUCUACCGUCAGGGAAAGGAGCGCAUCGAAAGGCUAGCGUCUAAUAUUCCUCGCACAACAACCACUCAAGCGGUUUCCCAAAAAACGGUAUCGGGCGCAUCCCAACAGUACAAAAGUCUUCCCACAUCCAAUGUGUUGCUUUCAUUGGUCUUUCUCAGCGGUAAAGUUCGCAUGUACAGUGGAUCCAACGGCAAGGCUUCAAGAUCAAGAUCCUUCCAUGAUCACAACGGUGGCCGGCUCCAGGAUUUUGGUGCUGACAUGUUCAAUCUCCCGAUUGUCACGGUGUGGGGAGAAUAUCGUGCUACGCCAGCGUUACAAAAACUGUCUGGUGCCAAAGAGGCCGAUCCGUCAUCUCUAAUGAUCAAGACUACCAUCCAUUCUAGCGAAAACACCCUUCGGCCUUCGCUCUUGCCCUUCCUGUCUGCACUUAUCAACGAUAUUGAGUCCCGCAUGCGGAGAGCCAGCCCACUCAAUGCAUCAUCAGCUUCUAUCUCCUCACGAGACCUGACAGCCAAUACUCCAAGUCAACUACGUCCUUCGGGACCCACAGAGCCUUCAUCCAGCAUGCAAAUAACUUUCGCUCUUCGGAUUGACCAAUCGCAAUUGCAAUUGACCUGCCAACCGGAUGUCAAUGUCAUUGCAGGCGUUCACUGGGAUAGUGGUGGUUUUGUGCUCAAUAUCUCUUCAGGGGCUCAUCAGGUGUCUUUGAUGGGCAAUGUAGGUGGCCUGACCAUCGGACUCAAACACGGCUUUUUGAGUGAGGACUGUGUUCGCAUGGAUGCUCGCAAUUUGGGAUUCUCCAUGACCUUUUCCAAAGCGGAUCAAAAAUCGGGUAAGACAGCCAGCACAGUUUCCCUUGUGGUAGAUACGGAGGUCGCAGGGGUAGUUCGAUUCUCUCGCCUUCAGGAUGUCCUGUGUUUCAAGGCUGUAUGGUUGGACCGUAUCCCUGUAUACAGCGGACAGGCGACGGCGACUGCUCAUCCGUCAUUGAAAGUCACCCACUCACAUGGUGCACCAUCCCUGAAACAAGAGUUGAAGACAGCUCUUCUCCUCAGAGUGCGUCGCAUCGACGUCGACGUGGACCUUGGACAAUCCAUCAGCUCCAUCGCUUUGAAGUUGGAAAAUGUCUCCGUUCGCAGUAAGUUGCAGGAGACGUCAUCCGAGCUGUCAUUGGCUGUAGGAGACCUCAGCAUGCUUGCCAAGGGAAAUGUUUCUGGUAAAGCACAUAUACCUGAUUUCUCGUUCCGGACAAUCAGGCGAGCAGAUAUUGGGCGGAUCGAUGUCCCCUCAACUAGCAAGAUGUUGGAGCUAUCCCUGACCACUGGCACGUUGGACCUUGUACUGGAGUCUGAUUACCAGAAGAUACUUCAGGUUUGGGCCGAACCUUUCGAUAUAUCUGUAUUCGAUGAUUGGUCUCAGAUAUCGACAGAAAUCCCUGCAGCGGAUCGACGCCUCCAAUUGUCUUUCGUCGUUUCUGGAAGAGACCUUGUGGUUGCUGCCACCGUGGGAACGAUCCCCAAAUUGGUUUCCUAUGCCGCAAAAUUCAAAGCCAAUUUGCAGGCGCAACGUGAAGGGGCAAUCAAAGAGUCGCGCGCAUACAGCAUCGCCCAAUCUCCUAAACCUGACAAUCCCCUUUCAGCCGUCGCCAACGCCAUGUUGAUGUCUGCACGUACUCGGUUGAAGGACGCAGAAAACAGCCUUUCCUACGCCAUCAUACAACAAAUGGAGUUCCAUCUCAACUCUCUUCGCCUAGCGGGCUUUCCUCGAACCAUGUUCGACGUCGAGAUGGCACAUUUCGUCGUCCGCGACGUCAAUGCGCGUCUGAAACGAGUCGUGGAGACUGAAGACUUGCCGGCCAAGCGAGAGCUUGAAUUAUCCUUUUCUUCCAUCACGACAUCACGAUUCAGUCAGCUCAACCACGCAGUGCUUUCAAACGAGGUUGCCACGGAUCUUAGGGCCUGGCUUGACGCAGUGCUGAAGAAAGUUGCGGAGGCCAUUAUCUUCGAUUUGCCAUCCAUGCACAUCUUUAUGCGGACCGAUGAAGUCGACGAGGAGAGCGCGAAGAUCAUCAUGUACGAUUUCAUCAGCAAGUUCGACCGAAAGAAAGGCCUCAAGGAUCAGGAAGAUAUUUUCAUCACGCUCAACGUCUCGUUAUAUUCUUGGCUCACCCUUCUGCGCAAGAACUUGACGAGGGAGAUGGAUCAGGUGCAGGGCAAUACGGAUUGGAGACCAGGAUUAUCAUCUGCAACUCCUUCGCCUAUGGCGUCGCGCAAAAAAACGACAGAGACUCCACCGGAUUUCCUGCUGAGAGAUGACACGGUCUCUCGCCCAAAUACCCCGCCCUUGACCGUGCGCCCUCUCGUACUUCCCUCUCCUGUGAAGGUCACCACGAAGUCGGUAUCACCUUCAGGAACAAUGAGCAAGAGCGCAUCCCCACUUCCUGUAUCCCAAACAACCAGUCUCACGCCUCAGCCGGGCCUUUCAUCCACCCUGACACCUACUCCAGGGCCAAGUGGCAAACGCUCUGUGAUUGUGUAUAAGGCACGGAAAAGACAGAUCGAGCGACUGAACAUGCGGCAGCUGGGCGAGGCCACUCCGGAUGUGAUGCAUCCGUUCUUCAUGAAAAAAGCUGGGUUCAGCUUGGAGGACUCGCUGCCGCAGUAUGUGCACGAAUAUGCUACGAUGCCGAUCAAUGAGAUUACGCGGGCAUUACUGAGACUCUAUAGCAAGCAGCUCAACGCGCCUGAGUGA
This is a messenger RNA of Heterobasidion irregulare TC 32-1, 10005 nucleotides long. RefSeq lists its product as uncharacterized. Bases 1 to 10005 code for a protein of 3334 amino acids. The transcript has 22 exons. NCBI's taxonomy places the organism in Eukaryota, Fungi, Basidiomycota, Agaricomycetes, Russulales, Bondarzewiaceae. Gene Ontology annotation, biological process: fermentation. The record is from RefSeq and is a predicted model, not a curated record. Gene Ontology annotation, cellular component: membrane.